Messenger RNA from Ascochyta rabiei, 1239 nucleotides. Its product is annotated as N-acetylglucosamine-6-phosphate deacetylase. The transcript has 2 exons. Bases 1 to 1239 code for a protein of 412 amino acids. Gene Ontology annotation, biological process: N-acetylglucosamine catabolic process. Gene Ontology annotation, molecular function: N-acetylglucosamine-6-phosphate deacetylase activity. NCBI's taxonomy places the organism in Eukaryota, Fungi, Ascomycota, Dothideomycetes, Pleosporales, Didymellaceae. The record is from RefSeq and is a predicted model, not a curated record.
AUGUCGGGCUGGUUCACGCUCUUCACAAACUGUCGCUAUGUCCUCGACGGCCAGCUGGUCGACGACCACCUCGUCGUCUCAGACGAGACGGGCCUGAUACUGAAGCGAGACGGCUACAUCGGCGGCGAGGCCGUGGAUCUCGACGACAACAUUGUGGCCCCGGGCUUCCUGGAGCUGCACACCAACGGCGCCAAUGGCUUUCACUUCACCCACUGCCAAGACGACGCGGGCUACGCCGGGAGUGUCGAUGAGCUUGCGAGGUACUAUGCAACCCACGGCGUGACGGGCUUCUGGGCCACCCUCCCCACCGUCAAGGCCGACGAGUUCCAGAGGAUCCUCCCCUCCCUCACCCCCCGCGACAUUCCCAACGCUGCCUCCCUCCUCGGCGCACACGUCGAGGGCCCCUAUCUGCACCCCGCCAAGCAAGGCGCCCACAACGCCUCGCUGUUCCAGCAAUGCACCACCCCACCGGCCUCCAUCUACGGCGCCUCGCACCUCUCCGCCGUCAAGCUGCUGACCCUCGCGCCCGAGCUACCACACGCCCCGGCCCUCGUCUCCUCGCUCACCUCGCAGGGCAUCAAAGUAUCCAUGGGCCACUCCACCGCCACGCUGGAACACGGCCUGUCCGGCCUGCGCGCCGGAGCAACCUGUCUCACCCACACGCUCAACGCCAUGCCGCCCUUCUCAUCGCGCGACCCAGGCCUCGCCGGUCUCAUCACCCUGCCUGCUUCACACGCCCCGCCCCCACCCUACUUCACCGUCAUCGCCGACGGCGAGCACCUCCACCCCAACACCGUCUCCCUGCUGCACCGCGCCAACCCCAAGCGCUCCAUCGUCGUCACCGACAGCAUCGAGCUGGCGUCGCUGCCAGACGGCAUCCAUCCCGGCCACGCGCAGAUCCCCUUCGAGCAGACCAAGAAGGGGACCAGGGCCACCAUUGCGGGCACUGACACGCUGAUUGGCGGCUGCAUUCCGCUGCAGCAGAGUGUGAGGAACCUGAUGGCCUGGAGCGGGUGUGGUAUCGCAGAGGCCGUGGCCACCGUAACGGAGAAUGUAGCAGGCUUCAUGGAGAUUGAUGGGCAAGGAGGGAGGGGCGUGCUGCGAGAAGGGAGGAGGGCAGAUCUGACCGUAUUGAAUGAGGCGGGCGAAGUGCUGCAGACGUGGAUCGCCGGGCACAAGGUGUGGGAUGCAGACGAGGAGACGAUGCGCAGAGACGACGACGGCGAGGCGAGAGGAUAA